Molecule: messenger RNA, 952 nt
Organism: Somion occarium
Lineage: Eukaryota; Fungi; Basidiomycota; Agaricomycetes; Polyporales; Cerrenaceae
Source: the annotation of a GenBank genome assembly
UACAGCUCUGUCAUGCGUUUGUCAUCACAACCAACGCAUGUCAAUGCUUAGCAGGAGGUUCUAGGUGAGCAGGUGGCCAAUUGUACUGCGUAUGUCGCAAUGUUUGGUCGAUGCAGACGGUGUAAUGGCUUGAUCCAUGCGAUCAUGUUGAAUAUUUGUGCGGUGACCGGAUGUCCGACCAGUACUUAACAGUAUAAAGCCCGAGGGUCAAUGGCUGUCAUGACCCAUUGACUUGCCUACAGCAACUCAUCAUUUCUACGACUAGUUACGAUGCUUCACAACGUUUUCGCUGCCUGUGCCCUUCUGGCUUCUGUCGCCAGUGCACUUCCUCAGUACCCUGCGGCCGUUUAUGACAAGGUUGCCCGUGGCUUCGAUUACAAAUCUGCAGCUCUGACCUAUGUCGGGAAACAAUGGGGUGUCGUUCCCUCCUAUUCUCUUCAGUUCCAGUCAGUCGUGGAGGGAACGGACACGACAUCUGCUUUGCUGCGCCAAGCGCAAAACGGUGUCGCUAUUGAUAACACCUAUGCCACCGUAGUCUUCGAUCAAUCCUACAAGAUCAUUGAUUUCGAAGGCAAGAAGGCAGACUUCACCUACGUCUACAACAACCUGCCCUCUAUCAGUCUUGACGCCGCUAUCGCUGCAGGAGAGCAGGCUUUGCCUGGAGCGACGUACACCGGAACCUGGAACAACGACUUCGCAUACCUCGCGGUCCCUGGUGCUGCUCCUGGCACCCGUGACACCGGGCUUGUCUUCAACUAUGUCAUUGGGUUCAAGGACAACAAGACGGGUGUGGUGAAUAAAGCUUAUGUCGACGCGCUCACGGCACAAGUCAGACAAAUUUAAUAAUGGAGACCGAUUGACGAAUUCUUGUAUGCAAUGCUACUUUUCAUAACUCGUUGUAGCUGUAGUACAUAACCAUCAUGACUAAAUCGAAUCUGUUGUUUUACAAACU